Arctia plantaginis is the source of this 2295-nucleotide messenger RNA. The record is from the annotation of a GenBank genome assembly. NCBI's taxonomy places the organism in Eukaryota, Metazoa, Arthropoda, Insecta, Lepidoptera, Erebidae.
AUGCCGGCGAUAUUGACUAAGAUUCGUGAGCAAGCAUCAAGGGUGCAACCCUCGAUUGCCUUGGGGGUUGGAGUGGGGGUGGCGCUUGCUGCGUGUGCUGUAUACGGGACAAGGGAGAAGAAACAAACACAAUCAUGCAAUAAUAACAAUAAUUAUAAGGUUACCAAAAAUGGCAAGCUACACACAGUCCAAGAGGGCACGGCAAAUGGUGACACCUGCGGUGGCCGGUGUGGAGCAGAGCAAUGUGCGCUUUGCCGCGGGGACGCCGACACCGACAAUAAACAAAACAUUGAAGAUGCAGACGAAACACAAUCUAUCGAGGAGCACGUGCCAGGGCUCAAUCUCGAAUUUCUGCGGCAAUUGAUCUCGUUGGCGAGGAUCAUGGUCCCAGGAGUCAGGAGUCACGAAGUGGCCCUACUUACUGCACACACCGCUUGUCUCUUCUCUAGGACGUUUCUGUCUAUAUAUGUGGCGUCAUUGGAAGGAUCCAUUGUAAAACACAUAGUCCAAAAAGACAUGCGCCGUUUCGCGUACCUUUUGAUGCAGUGGUUCGGUAUUGCCAUUCCGGCCACAUUCAUCAAUUCCAUGAUCAGAUACCUCGAGUCCCGCCUAGCGCUGGCCUUCAGGACAAGGCUUGUGAACCACGCCUACAAUCUGUACUUCAAGAAUCAAACUUACUACAGAGUCGCCAACUUAGAUGCUAGGAUUGAAAACGCUGACCACAGGUUGACAGAAGACGUGUCAGUAUUUACCCAGUCGGUGGCUCACCUGUACAGUUCGUUGACGAAGCCCCUGUUCGACCUGCUACUCAUCGUUCUGACUCUCGCCAGCUACUCAAACAAGAUGAAGGGCAAUAUUUUUAUGGGUCCCGGUAUAGCCACAGUGGUGAUCUGCAUGACCGGCCAGUUACUGAGGAUACUGAGUCCCAGGUUCGGCGCCCUGGCGGGUGAGGAAGCUCGUAUGAAGGCGAAUCUCCGACACGUUCACGCGCGACUCAUUGCCCACGCUGAGGAGGUCGCUUUCUAUGGUGGACAUAAGGUGGAACUAGGGCAACUCCAAACAGCAUACAAGGAGUUAGUGGCACAGAUGACGUCAGUGUUCAACAAGAAACUAUGGUACGUGAUGCUGGAGCAGUUCUUCAUGAAGUACGUGUGGUCUGGCACUGGCAUGGUUAUGUUGGCACUGCCUAUACUCACCGCCACCAGGAGUGAUGGUUCAAGCCAGGGAAUAAGUGAUAGAGCCGAAUACAUGACGACGUCAAGGAAUUUGCUUAACUCAGCCGCAGACGCCAUCGAAAGGCUCAUGUCCAGUUAUAAGGAGGUGGUGACGCUGGCGGGGUACGCGACGCGCGUGUCGGACAUGCUGGUGGUGUUCGGCGAGGUGGCGCGCGGGCGCUGCGUGCGCGCCGUGCACGUGCCGCCGCUGCACGCCGCCUUCCAGGUCACCUUCCGCGACAACCGCCCCGUGCCGCAAGGUAAAAUCAUUUACACAAAUGAUCUAUCCAUCAGUCUUAGAGGAGUGCCGAUAGUUACUCCAGCGUGUGACGUAGUCGCGGGAGGAGUGACGCUGGAUAUAGCGCCCGGUACCCAUCUGCUCAUUGUUGGGCCGAACGGAUGCGGCAAGUCCAGUCUGUUCCGCAUAAUCUCUGGUCUGUGGCCGGUGUUCGGCGGCGAGCUGCACGUGCCGCGGCCGUGCGCGUGCGCGCACUGCGCCGACGAGACCAACCUCGACGGCAGCGGCUACUGCUCCUCGCGCCCCAUCAUGUUCUACAUACCGCAGAGGCCCUAUAUGUCCAUGGGUUCUCUAAUAGACCAAGUGACGUAUCCAUCAAAAGUGAAAGAGGGAGACGUGGCGGCGGAACGUCGUGCCCUACACAUACUGAAGACGGUCCGACUGGACCAGUGCGCAGCCAGACAUGGAGGACUAAGGGCUGACAGGGACUGGAGGUCUACGCUGUCGGGAGGGGAGAAGCAGAGGAUGGCCAUGGCGAGAAUGUUCUACCACAGACCGGUGUACGCGCUGCUGGACGAAUGUACGAGCGCGGUCUCCAUGGAGACAGAGGUGGUCAUGUACGAGGAGGCCGUCAAGGAGGGCAUCACGCUCCUCUCCAUCACUCACAGGCCUAGCGUCUGGAAAUACCACACGCACGUUCUGGAGUUUGACGGCGCGGGCAACUGGUCGUACCGUCCGCUGGAGAAGGACGCGCCCGCUCCACUCCCCGCGCUGCCCGCCCCCGCCCCCGCCCCCGUCCCCGCCCCCGCCCCCGCCCCCGCGGAUCCUGUGGCCGAGCACUGA